Molecule: messenger RNA, 672 nt
Organism: Lottia gigantea (owl limpet)
Lineage: Eukaryota; Metazoa; Mollusca; Gastropoda; Lottiidae
Exons: 1
Coding region: 1-672 (223 amino acids)
Source: RefSeq, a predicted model, not a curated record
AUGACCCCAUUGAAGGGGUGUAAGCUCUACUGGCCAAUGCUUAGCUAUCAUAUUGAUGACCGUCAUGAUAAGGAUCUCAUACAAGUACAGAACCCAAAAGACAAUGAUAUCUUUGAAGUAAGCAAUGAAAAUGUUCUUUAUUCUGAUGGAUUAAAUGCAACAUUUCUCAAAUUUACUGGAGAGAGAAGACGGUAUGUUGAAACAGAUGUUAAACCCGGCAAGGAAUAUGAUAAAAAAUUUGCCUUUAGUAUGAUUUUUAAAUCGUCUUUAAGAAAUGGAACACUCUUCCACUACAAAGCGAAUUCUAAUUUGGCAGAAAUAACAGAAAUUAAAAUUGUACUGGAAAAUGGAGUUAUCAAACCAUCGAUUGGGUGCCCUGACAGCAUGACAUGUUCGACCAUGAUACAAAAUGACAAUCUAUAUGAUUUAUGGACAGGUUUUCAGGUUAAGUAUGAGUUUCAUGAUAAGAUUACACUAGAUGGAAAUGCUCGUAUUGGAGGUUCAUUUGACAAUCCUAUUGGAGAAUUUGUUGGUGUUUUUCAAUGUGUAAUUAUGGAACGUGAAGCACAUUCAAACCCAAAGGAAUGGAAUGAAAAAUGUCAUUAUAAAGAGAUUAUUAAAGAAGGUAAUUUCUGCAUAUUUCUUCUAAAAGCAUUCUUAGCAAGAAUAUAA